AUGGCUCUCUUAGCCAGAGGCUGGCGAAAACCCGAUAAUGUGGCGGGCAGUUCGGCGCCUGCGAUCAUGAUCGGGUUGUUUGUAGCCACCGGUGGUUUGCUCUUCGGUUAUGAUACAGGCACAAUCUCGGGGAUCUUGGCCAUGAAAGCGUUUCGCAAGCAGUUCACGACGGGCUACAUCGAUGUGAAAGACGGCGAGCCGAAUAUAUCGCCGGCACAAUCAUCCCGAAUCGUUUCCAUAUUGAGCGCAGGAACCUUCUUCGGGGCCCUCAUGGCAGCACCUAUGGGCGAUCGACUCGGGCGCCGUGUCUCACUUAUCAUUGCUGUGGCCAUCUUCGCGUUUGGCGUUCUCUUGCAGACCUGUGCCAUGCACAUCCCGCUGCUCAUCGCUGGAAGAUUCUUCGCGGGCCUCGGUGUCGGUAUCAUCUCAGUCCUCGUCCCCCUUUAUCAGUCUGAGAUGGCGCCGAAAUGGAUUCGUGGGACGCUUGUCUGCGCGUACCAGCUCGCUAUCACCUGCGGCCUGCUGGUGGCCUCGAUUGUCAGUCUAGGUACUGAAAGUAUCGAUCACGCCAAUGCAUUCCGGAUCCCCAUCGCUCUACAAUUCGUCUGGGCCGGCGGUCUACUCCUCGGCCUCAGUCUCCUGCCCGAGACGCCGCGGUACCUCAUCAAGCGGAACCUCCAUGGUGCUGCCGCUUCCUCCCUCAGCCGUCUUCGGCGCUUAGACAUAACCCAUCCAGCCUUAAUCGAAGAACUCGCGGAGAUCCAGGCUAAUCACGAAUACGAGCUCAGUUUAGGGCCAGCAACAUACCGCGAGGUCUUUGUGGGCUCUCCCCAUCUAGGACGGCGGGUGCUCACGGCUUGCGGUCUACAGAUGCUCCAACAACUAUCCGGAUGCAACUUCAUUCUCUACUAUGGGACCACCUUCUUCCAGAACAUAGGUAUCGAGUCCCCUUUUGUCAUCCAGUUGGCGAUGAACAUCGUGAAUGUGGUAUCCACCGUCCCUGGUAUGGUUCUCGUAGAAUCUUUGGGGCGCCGUCAUCUACUCUUGAUCGGCGCUUCUGGCAUGGCCAUCUGUCAGCUUACGGUAGCAUCCGUCGGGUCGGCCAUCCCAUAUGGGCAGGCAGCGCACCUAGUCCUCAUCGUUUUCGUCUGCAUCUACCUCUUCUUCUUUGCGUCAUCUUGGGGUCCCGUUGUCUGGGUUGUGACUUCAGAGAUAUACCCUUUGAAGGUGCGCGCCAAAGCCAUGUCUAUAUCCAUCGCUUCAAAUUGGGUUCUGAAUUUCGCCAUCGCUUAUGGGACCCCUUACCUAGUGAAUGCCGGGGAAGGAUACGUGGACCUGGCGGCCAAGAUCUUCUUCGUCUGGGGCGCCUGCUGUGUGCUCGCAGUCGUCUUCGUCUGGUGUAUGGUGUACGAGACGAGUAAGAUCAGCCUCGAACAGAUUGACGAGAUGUACGAGAGGGUCGAGUACGCGUGGAAGAGCAGAUCCUUCCAGCCGAGCUGGAGUUUCCAGGAAAUGCGUGACGAAGGCGCUUCAGCAAGCGGCGUCCAACUGGCCGAGCCUGACGAUAUCCGGAGACGAGCAGGCACCGGCACUACUACGAACACCAGCACGACGGAGAGUUCGACGUCGAUGACCGAGGAGGACAAGAUCAUCGCUCAACUGGGCGACGUAGAUCUAAGCUACUAA
Molecule: messenger RNA, 1686 nt
Organism: Amorphotheca resinae ATCC 22711
Lineage: Eukaryota; Fungi; Ascomycota; Leotiomycetes; Helotiales; Amorphothecaceae
Exons: 4
Coding region: 1-1686 (561 amino acids)
Biological process (GO): carbohydrate transport; transmembrane transport
Cellular component (GO): membrane
Molecular function (GO): carbohydrate:proton symporter activity
Source: RefSeq, a predicted model, not a curated record